This is a messenger RNA of Ostertagia ostertagi, 606 nucleotides long. The record is from the annotation of a GenBank genome assembly. Lineage: Eukaryota; Metazoa; Nematoda; Chromadorea; Rhabditida; Trichostrongylidae.
AUGAAGAGAUCGCUGACGUACCAGAAGUGGGCAGCGGAGCGGGGUGCAUUGGCCCGAUGCGAAAGGCGGUGCAGCGCCGACUGCACAUCAGCUGGUGCGAGGAAUGCCGAGUUCCUUCGGGCAGCAACAAGCAAGACAGAUGGGGCCCAAAAGUUUGGCCAGGAGCAUUCCGUCGACUGUGGCCGCGGUAUUAAUCGCCAAAAAGUUCUGAUCGACCCAUUCCGACUCAAAAGAUCCGGGUCGCCAAAUAUCGCAAUGAGAAGAUUGAAAUUGGAAGAGAGGCUAGUUCCUCAUCUGAUUGCUAUUUUCGUACCAUUGCAAGGUAUGAAAGGCAAUCUGGACAUGACAUUCACAUCGCGAUUGGGAACAAUGGCUCAUCAAGGGCGUCUGCAAGAUUCGGGAUACAUGCCACGAAUAUCCAGAAACAUAGCUUUACUGGAGGCGCAAGCCAUUUUCAUCAGUCUGUUCGCAGUGCUGAUGACAUUCGUAUUGGAAAGUUUAUGGCAUGAGGGUGCAAAACAUCCACCUGUCAAUGACUUCCUUUUUCUUGGAGCGAACUCUCUAUUCUCAAUGUGUAUUGCGAGUGCACUUUCGUCAGUUGGUUAG